UUCUCACCUUACUUUUUUUCAAACUCCAAACCUUUGCGGCAGGAUUCAUUUUCUGUAACCUUGCAUACGGACCAAAAAUAAGGAUAUGUUCUUGGAACAGAUAUGUCCCGGUCAACUGAAUUCCAGUCUUCACGCCAUUCACACAUUUAUAUGGGAGGACGACCGUCUUAUCAUCUAUGCAAGUGGCGAUAAAGUCGUCAUUUACGCUGAUCCUAAUAAACCCAUUCAAGUCUUGACCUACCCUACCGGCCUCAAAGACGACACGAACCCAUUAGCCGAAUCAGUGGCUGCCGUAGCAGGAAACAGCUCCACAGGACAGAUCGCUGUAGCCUAUGGUUCCGUCAUUGGUAUCUACGGAUAUAGUAAAACAGCCACCGAUACAGAUGUACGUUACAGCACACGGCCUUAUUGAAGAUACCAAUCUUAUUGUAUUCUAUAAACCAACAGAAUCCCCAUCAAUGGACACUCGAUCAUUUGCUGGACGCCAGUAACCGAGUUUCUUGUCUCGAUUGGAGUUUUGACGGAACACUGGUCGCCGCCGGAGUCGGGAUUUCUUUGUGGCGACUCAAU
Messenger RNA from Radiomyces spectabilis, 570 nucleotides. RefSeq lists its product as uncharacterized. Lineage: Eukaryota; Fungi; Mucoromycota; Mucoromycetes; Mucorales; Radiomycetaceae. The coding region runs from base 86 to 412 and encodes 108 amino acids. The transcript is spliced from 4 exons. The record is from RefSeq and is a predicted model, not a curated record.